CGUCGAUUCCAUCGGAGGGAGGACAUAUCUAAGACACUGAUUGUUUGAAGACUUGCUGAAGCAGGAAGCGAUUGCAUACAUUAUUUUGUCGGGGUAGAAUCUGGAGAGUGUACAUUGUUGUUAUGGUGAGCGGCAAAAGAAGCGGACGAAUCCGAAAUCCGACUCAGGAAAGCUCGAACUUUUCCGCUCGUCGCUGCAACGUUGUUACUCACUUCACUCCCCAUCCAUUCUUGUGUCCUUUUCUUUGCACCAAACCAAAACUAGAUAUUUGUAUCCUUUUUCAAGACUUUGGUCGGUAAGGAAAUCGCAGUCGAAUUAAAAAACGAUGUUGUAAUGACCGGGACCCUUCACAGUGUCGAUCAAUACUUAAACGUCAAGCUUUUGAACGUAAAGGUCAUCAAUCCAGAGAAAUACCCACAACUCGUGGCGCUAAAGAACUGUUUCGUCAGGGGUAGUGUUGUCCGAUACAUUCAGAUUCCUCCGGAACACGUUGAUACGGAACUCUUGCAAGAUGCUGCCCGGAGGGAAAACGCGCCAGCGAAAUAAGUAUACAAACAACAUUGAAAGCGAUGCCGAUGGUGGUGCUUCAAACAUCGACAACGCAGGGGAUGAUAUGAAGAUUAGAAACACAUUAUCGAGAAAAUCGAAUGACAAGAAGAAUAUUGAUUUCGAAAGUGAUUGGUACUUUAGUGACGAAAAAAAUCAGGGGGCUGGAGGAGUGCGAUUUCCGGCAGCGGCGGCAGCAGACAUCGGAAAAUGGAACUAAUAGAUGCUCUACAGUGGAACGGAUUGCAGGAGCCCUGGCAGCAAGAUUACAAUUAUCGGCCAGAGAUAUCAUUCGAAAGGGAGGUAAAAAAUCUCGUUACGGGAAUCUUAUUUCUAUUGUUCAUCCGGAGGAUUCUUUUUCAUCUCCUGCGAACGAGAUAUCGAAGCCGYUCGAUGGAAUAGGUUCAUAUCUUGGUGCAGUUGGAUUGUGCGAUCCCUUCAGAAAUUAGAAUAAAAUCAGAAAAUUAUC
Molecule: messenger RNA, 1015 nt
Organism: Pseudo-nitzschia multistriata
Lineage: Eukaryota; Bacillariophyta; Bacillariophyceae; Bacillariales; Bacillariaceae
Source: the annotation of a GenBank genome assembly